Messenger RNA from Drosophila ananassae, 3007 nucleotides. Its product is annotated as arrestin domain-containing protein 17. NCBI's taxonomy places the organism in Eukaryota, Metazoa, Arthropoda, Insecta, Diptera, Drosophilidae. The transcript is spliced from 5 exons. Gene Ontology annotation, biological process: protein transport. Gene Ontology annotation, cellular component: cytoplasm. Bases 561 to 2195 code for a protein of 544 amino acids. The record is from RefSeq and is a predicted model, not a curated record.
AAAUUCAUCCUUCUCUCAGGGUAGAACCUAUUGAUGAUGAUGGCAUGCGGUUAGAGGAAUCCCAACACGAAAGGCUGCUGGACGUGUGUUCCGAGCGAGGAAAAAAGAACCGAAACGAGUGCAGAAAGUGGGACAGAAUAUAUUGGGAGGCAGGCAAAAAAAAGGAAAAGGAAAAAAGAAAACCUAAUUAAUAUACGCAAUCAUUUUAACUAAUAUUAAAACGUCAGUGUCGGUUGGUCGGACGGGUCGAGUCAAAACGCUAGCAGAAUUCUCAUAUAUGUACAUACGUUGAUAGCUACAUAUGAAAAAGGAGGUGGUGUGAUGAAAAAGUGCAUUGGCGCUGUAAAAUCAGCAAUAAAGUGAAAAGUGGCAUCAUAAUGAACAAAUGAACUAAGUACUGUCACUUUUUGUUUAUAUUAUAGCCAAAGAAAAAGUGAUAUUUUUACAACUGUGGCCUGUUUUUGUGUUAAGUAGUACUAACAAGCACACCUUGAAACUUAAAAAAAAGGGGUGACGAAGCAUCAAACAUACCGAAAUAAAAGAAAUCUAUACAACAAUAUAUGCCCAUUGAGUGCCUUAUAUCAUUCGAUCAUAAUUCACAAGGUGUCUAUUAUGCCGGACAGGAGCUAUCGGGCGUUGUUGAUCUCAGUGUCGACGUUACCAAGCGCAUUAAAGGAAUCCAUGUUACUGUCAGUGGUUUUGCCAAGAUACGCUGGAUAAAAAAGGGAUAUCCGCGCGAAAGUGAGCGCGCCAUGUGCCGAGCGUACAGAUCCUAUUUGUCAUCGCGGUCUUACGUACUCGGAUCAUGUGCAAGCAACUCAAACAUCGACUGGCCGGCCGGCGAGUACUCGUAUACCUUUCAUGUCAUCCUGCCCGACAAUCUUCCUACGUCCUUUGACGGUAAAUACGGCCAGAUUCACUACGAGAUAAUAACGACUAUUGAGCGAUCUGGCCGGUACCCAAAGGUUUUUAAACAGCCUUUUACCGUUAUACAACCAUUGGACCUUAACGCCGAUGCCAUUUACAGAGUACCAUUAGAGAUUCUUAACCGAAAACGGUUUUGGAGCUUCUGUUGCCCAACUGGACCGUUAACGGUGAAGUUUUCGACGCCAUAUUGUGGGUACGCUCCCGGCCAGAAGAUACACUUUGUGCUUUACGUUAACAACGAGUCUUCAAUCGAUAUUACGGAGUGUGAGGUGAAACUAAAGCAGGAGGUCAGCUAUGAGUCGCACGACCCGCAUCACGAAUACCGCUACGAUAAACAUCUCAUCGCCAGGAAGCAAUUCGGAAACGUUCUGCGAUGGUCGAGAAAGGUGUACAGGGGCUACCUGGACCUGCCGUCACUUCCGCCGACGUCAGUGAAACCUACUUGCCCCAUUAAUGUUAACUAUUCCAUUAAAAUAAUUGUAAACCCCACGGAGUUUCACUGGAAACUUAAGCUGAAGAUUCCGUUGACCAUAGGCAGCAUUCCAAUAAUGGAUGGCCCUGAGGCCUUGAUACGAUUCAAUCGCCAGCUGCAACAGCACCAAGUAGUUAGUCAAAAUUUACAAAUGUCGACGCAGCAUAGACAGCGCCAGAGGGAUUGCGAACAGAAUAGGAAUACAGAUAGAGAUUUAGACAGGCAUCGGAACCGGACAAGUGCCUCAGGUCAGCAGCAACGACUUAGUAGCAUUACCAGCACCAACAGUAACAACAAUCAUGGACGCCCUAUGGGUGGCCCACUGCCGACCAAUAGCAAUAUAAAUAUGAUAACGAUUGCCAGUCCUACACCCACAAGCUCCACACUCUCUUCAACGGCCACAACUGCCGCGCUAAGGCCAGCGAUAUUGGUAAACAAUGAUGGCGAUAGCCCCCCGGACUAUAUACCCAUGGUGCCCCCCUCAUAUGAAGAUGCAAUGGCUCUGAGUGAAAAAUUAAGCGACGAUAUUGACUUCUUGAUGAACGUUAGCAUGAGCAGCGUUAUGACAGCUCAGGCUGAUGUUACCACAAGUGAGCCCUUUAAGCCGCAUUAUCCGGUCUAUUACGAUUAUGAGACACCGACCAUACCGCCCGAGACGCUCUUCGAUGAGUCAAGCUCCCAGUUGCGCCUCACUCUCACUUGUCAGGAUUCGUCCACGGCGACACCGGUAAUACAAGAUGAAGAAGCCGACACCAGCACACCAAAGGAAGAGUCCUUUACUUUAAAAAAAAAAUGAAACUGCUCAGACGAACUCAAAGACGCUACUGGAGCAGAAUCAUUAAAAGUUAACCAACCCAAAAACGUUAACAUAUUUACUCUUAAUCAAAAUUUAAUAAAAUUGCUAAAUAAAAUUAGAAGUAUGAGCGGGACAAAUUGGCAAUAAAAAAUAUAAUCGGAAACGAAAAUAAAAAUAAAUUAAAUUUUUGAUACGAUAAGCCACAUUUUUUUUUGUUUUUCCUAAAGAUAAAAUUUUAUUAUACAUUUUUUCCUGUCAUCUCUCUUUUAUGAGUGACUUUUAUUAUAAAUGAAAUAUCUUUCUCUAAUAUAGCAUAGCUUUAAAAUGGAAUUAUAUCUAACUUACUGAAAAUGUUACAAAAAAUCCAUACUAAAAAAGCUACUAAAAAGCGUUGCUUGGUGAUUGACAGAAGCUUGAAAUCAAAUAGUGUUAAGCGAUUACAUACGUCAAGACUUUAAUUCAAAAUUUUACAAAAUCAAUUAGUUUUAUUAAGAUUUAAUUCAUUAUUUUCCAUUCCUCUCUUACUAUGGUUUAUUUUUGACGUAAGCAUGUGUUAUAAAAAUCUGCCAAAUUUGAUAUCAUUUAAAUUUAAACUGUCAUCACGAUAAACAAAAUAUAUAUACGCAUUACGUAUGAUGAAAGUUUCUAAUCAUUUUCAUUUGUACUAGAGACUAUACUACUUUAAAAGUCCUUUUUACUUAAAUGAUAGUCUAAUCAGCCAUGUGUCUACCCUAAGUAUUUCCUGUCUUUAAUUCGACUUAAUAAAAAUACACUAGCAAAUGUACUUAUAAAGAAGAAAUUAAAUUGCCAGU